AUGAAGUUUACUACUGCUUUAAUUGCGGCUUUUGGUUUUUCCGCCGUUGCUAAUUCUAGUUUAAUCCAACGUGGUUACGAUGACGACGACAGCUAUCCAACUCCAACUUACAAUCCUCCUCAACAACCAGGAGUCACUUCUUUCCCCAACAGAUUUGCAUUAGGUGCUAAAAUUGAUGGAGAUGUUUAUGUUGUUUUUGAAUUGGGUGAUGGUCAAGUUGAAUAUGGACCAAAGAAGUAUACUGUUCCUUGUGUUACCCCAACUCCAAUUGUUGAACCUUGUGAUACUCCUUCCUCUACUCCUACUAUUGAACCUUGUGAAGAACCAACUCCUGAGCCAAUUACUUAUACUCAUCCUCAUCCACACAAACCUUGGAAACGAGAUGGAUUUGAUUUCGAUGGUGAUGAUUCAUGGUUGACUUUUGAUUCCUCAUAUGGAUAUGAUUGGUAUACUUUAAGAAAUUCAGUCUUGAGAGAUUCUAAAUAUAGAACUGGUGAGAUUGUUGCUAAUCAUCAAUUCCAAUUUGAUUCUCCAGUUCAGCCAGAUGCAUUGUAUUCUUCAGGAUUUUCAAUUGUUCAUGAUGAUGGAAGUUGGUUAUUGGCUUUGAACGGUAAAACUACAUUUUGGGAUUCUCCAGUCAAUGAUAAUGGAAUUUACAAGAUCUACAAUGCUCCGAUAAAUCCAAAAUCAAGAAGGAUUGAGCUUGUUGUCAUUGUUCUUGUUUGA
This is a messenger RNA of Lodderomyces orthopsilosis Co 90-125, 726 nucleotides long. RefSeq lists its product as uncharacterized. The coding region runs from base 1 to 726 and encodes 241 amino acids. Gene Ontology annotation, cellular component: fungal-type cell wall. Gene Ontology annotation, biological process: fungal-type cell wall organization. The transcript has a single exon. Gene Ontology annotation, molecular function: structural constituent of cell wall. NCBI's taxonomy places the organism in Eukaryota, Fungi, Ascomycota, Pichiomycetes, Serinales, Debaryomycetaceae. The record is from RefSeq and is a predicted model, not a curated record.